This is a messenger RNA of Fonsecaea pedrosoi CBS 271.37, 1545 nucleotides long. RefSeq lists its product as uncharacterized. The transcript has 4 exons. Lineage: Eukaryota; Fungi; Ascomycota; Eurotiomycetes; Chaetothyriales; Herpotrichiellaceae. Gene Ontology annotation, biological process: regulation of DNA-templated transcription. Bases 1 to 1545 code for a protein of 514 amino acids. Gene Ontology annotation, molecular function: DNA-binding transcription factor activity. The record is from RefSeq and is a predicted model, not a curated record.
AUGUCUCCAGCAUUAGAUCAAUCAUCAGCAGACGGACAGGCUUCGUCUCCUCGCCAACCCACCAACAAUCUCGCAGCAACCAACGAUACGAGGCGCAAAGGACCACCCCGACGCACCAGGGCACAGCUUGAGCGGAAACGGAUCCAGGACCGUGAGUCACAGCGCAAUGUGCGUGAACGCACCAAGAAGUAUAUUGCCAGUCUGGAGGAGAAGCUCGCCCGGUUAGAGUCCGACACGUGCGUGGCAGACCUCGUGAGGGAAAACGAGGAACUGCAACUGCGGGUUCGGAUGCUCGAGGCCAAGGUACAGAGUAUCAUAGACGUCGCGACCAGUCAGGACAACAACAAUAGCAGCAGCAGCAGCAAUAAUAACAACAAGGACGCCAUAGGUGGCCCUGCGAGGAAGAAACGGCGGCUGCCUUCCAACAACCAGCCUCGCGAGAUACAGUCGGAAAAGGAGCAGACGGACGACGAUCCACCCCCAGAAUACUGCACGACAUCACGACCGAAUCCAAAUCAUGGCCUCCCCAGUCACGAGAAAGAUGUUACCCAGGAAACCCACCGUAUAGAUGAUACCCACCACCUAGCCAACAACGAGCUUCAUCACCUCGAUCAAUCUAGUCAAGGCUGUGAAGCCCUCAUAGACCCGCCCAGCGUGAACAGUGGAGACACGAUAGAGAUCAUGGUGGACGCCAACAAUGACUUUGCCAACGACAGCGACCAUCGAAGGGGGCUUCCUUUCUUCGGAAACCAACUUGUGCUGCACCAGGGACAGACCUAUGCAGGCCAGCUAGACCUGGGCACAGACGAACUCCCUGCACUCAACCAUAACAACUUCUAUCUCUCCCCGGACCCGCAGUUAUGGUUGGCCAACAACAUCGCCCCCGAGAUGACGGCAGAGAGACUGGUCCCGAUACCGCAGAACUGCCCGCCCAGCAAUAUCUGGGAUGGCAAACUGUUCAAAUGUAUCAGUGAGCACCAGGCCCGGCUCGACGACGACCCUGCGCUGCGCGCGGCCCAUGACCCGGACGUGCAGAUUUUGCUGGGAGGUCACUACAGCAGCAGUCUAGCUACGGCGGACUCGCUGACUCUGUUUCUAACACCGCCCAUCAGCCAGUGGAACUUCAAGUUGCCCGAGAAGCUGGCGAUAUUCUGGUUGAAUUAUGUCCAUUUGAAGUACCGAAUCUCCCCCAGCGAAGAGAACUACAAGGCCCUCCCUCCGUGGUUCCACCCCCGCCCGUCGCAAUGUCGAGUCACGCACCCGAUCUUCAUCGACACGCUUCCCUGGCCGCAACUGCGCGAGAAGCUCACGCUCGACCACCACGCGUACCCGUUCAACGUCUUCACCCCGUCCUUCUGCAGCUGUCUCAACGUCAACUGGCCGUACGACCCGGCCGCGACGUACGUACGGCAGGACGACGCGACGGGAGCCGUGCACCUGAGCCACGCGUUCAAGAUGCACCUGCACAAGCUGGAGAAUUGGUCCCUGAAGCCCGCGUUUGCCGAGUCGUUUCCGGAGCUGAGUAUGUCGGUUAUCAUCAAGUGA